Aegilops tauschii subsp. strangulata is the source of this 3149-nucleotide messenger RNA. NCBI's taxonomy places the organism in Eukaryota, Viridiplantae, Streptophyta, Magnoliopsida, Poales, Poaceae. The record is from RefSeq and is a predicted model, not a curated record.
CCGCCCGGGGCCAUCACCUCCACCGCCGCCUGGGACGCCGCCGCCCAGGGCCACCACCUCCACCGCUGCCUGGGACGCCGCCGCCCGCGGCCACCACCUCCACCUCCAUCGCAGAUUGAAUGGAUCCUCUGGAUUUCUUUGUUGUGCGAUUCCAUUUCAAUGGUGCAUUUGUGCGUGAGGUCAAAAUUUGGAAUAUGUUGGAGGCAGCGAGGAAAUUGCUCAUGUCGAGCGGCGCAGUUUGUCCUUACGCACUCUCAUUCUAAAUCUGAAAGUGCAUUACAGUGUCGCUCGACGAGGAGUAAUCAUGAUGUUGCAUUGGUUAUAUCCUGGAAAACAAUUGUCUGAUGGAUUGAUGGCAUUAGUUGAUGAAAAUUCUGUGAAGUACAUGCUCUCAUAUGAAACAGAUGGAGGCGUAGUGGACAUAUAUGUUGAGGACAUUAGUAGUAAUGAGCCAGAACAACAAAGUUAUAGGGAUGAUGAAGUACCCGCAGGCGGUGAUGAGAAUUCAAAGCAAAGUUUUGGGGAUGAUGAAGUACCUACUGGUGGUAAAGAGGAAUCAAAUCAAAAUGAUGUUGUUGAUGGCAAUGGUACCGAUUCUUCAUCCGAUAGUGACUUUGUGUUAUCGGAUUGCUCAACAUCCGAUGAUGAGGUGGAGGAGAUUAGGCAGAAGUACAAGGAUUUCAAGAGCAAGAGCAAGGGCAAGGGCAAGGACAUCACUGCUAUAGAGAAGGCCAUUGCACCUCCGACAAAAAAAAGAUAGUAGCUGACUCAAGUGAUGAAGAUGAUGAAUCAUAUGAUGAAGAUAGUGAUGGUCAGCUUGUUGUUCAUGAGUCCGAGUUCCCAAAGUAUUCGAGUCAGGCUGAGGUGAAGAAAUUCAGUUUGGGAAUGAAGUUUAGUGGAAAGAAACAGUUCAAAGAGGCAAUAGUGGACUAUGGUCUUAGGAAGAGGAAGGAAAUAAAAUUCAUUCAGGAUGAGGGUGACAGGGUGAGAGCAAAGUGCACUUGGACAACUUGCAAAUGGGUUUGUUUAGCGAGGAAGACUAGCAAGUUUGAAAGCUGGCAGAUUACUUCUUUCAUUGAUGAGCACACAUGCCCAAAGAGGAGAGACAACAAGUUGGUGACAUGCACCAGAAUAGCCAACAAGUUUGAGAAUUUGAUCAAGUCAAACACUGACUGGUCAGUCCAAAAUUUGAAGGCCACGGUGCAGGAGGAGAUGUUUGCUAAUGUACACAUAUCGAAGAUCAAGAGAGCUAAGGCAAUUGUCUCAAAAAGGAUUCAAGAGUAAAAAUUGGGUGAAUAUAGCCAAGUCUUUGAUUAUCAGCUAGAGCUUCUUAGAAGCAAUCCUGGUUCUACUUGCAUAGUGAAGCUAAACCCUGACAAUGAAGUUCCAACCUUUGACAAAUUCUAUAUAUGUUUUGAUGCUUGUAAGAAAGGUUUUCUGGCUGGAUGCAGAAAAGUCAUAGGUUUGGAUGGAUGUUUCUUGAAGGGGAGAGGAGGAGAGGUGUUGAGUGCAAUUGGAAGAGAUGCAAACCAUCAGAUGUAUCCGAUAGCGUGGGCACUUGUAGACAAAGAGACCAAUGAAACCUGGGAUUGGUUUGUUAGCCUGUUGUGCUCAGACUUAAAAGUUGGAGAUGGAUCGAACUAUGUUAUUAUUUCUGAUCAGCAGAAAGGUAUUCUCAAGGCUGUUGAAAAUUGGCUACCAAGAGCAGAGCAUAGGAAUUGCGCAAGGCACUUGUAUGCAAACUGGAGGAAGACCUAUAGAGAGAAGGAAUGGCAGAAGCUAUUUUGGGCAUGUGCAAAAGCUAGUUCUCCAAUGCUUUUCAAUCUUGCAAGAGCGAAGUUGGCACAAGAGACUGUUGAAGGGGCAAGGGAUGUGAUGAAAACUGACCCACACCAUUGGAGCAGGGCUUGGUUCAGGUUGGGCUCUAAUUGUGACUCGGUAGACAGCAACAUUUGCGAGUCUUUUAAUAAGUGGAUUGUGGAGCCUCGCUGUUUGCCAGCAAUCAGCAUGUUUGAAGCCAUUAGGGUGAAGAUAAUGGCUAGGAUAGAAUAUCAAAGAACCGAGUCGGACAAGUGGACUGGCACCAUUUGUCCCACGGUACUUAGAAAACUGAAGAAAAGCAUAAAUGCCUCUGCCUAUUGUCAUGCUGUUUGGAAUGGUGAAGAUUUAUAUGAGGUGACUCAUAGAGAACAUAGGUUCCAAGUGAAUCUAGAAGAGUGGACAUGUAGUUGCAGAUAUUGGCAACUAUCUGGUCUUCCAUGCCCUCAUGCUAUAUCAUGCAUUUUUUUCAAAACCAACAACAUAGAUGAUUACAUUGACAAGUGCUAUAGCAUAGAAGCAUUCAAGAAAACUUAUGCUUUUUGCCUUCAACCUGUGGAAGGCAGACCUGCAUGGCCUGUGUCUGAGAGGCCAAGACCUAAUCCACCAGGGGAGAUUAUGAUGCCCGGUAGGAGGAAAAAGCAAAGGACUAGAGAGCAACAAGAGAAGCCAAGGUGUGCCACUAGGGUUUCUAAGAGAGGUACAAAGAUAAGAUGCAGCAUGUGCAAGCUACAUGGGCACAACAGGACAUCAUGCAAAGCAAGAAAUGGCACAGGGAGUUCAAAUAGACCAAUGCAGCAGCCUCCUGAGCAAGGCCAAGGUCCUACUAGAAGCAAAGCACCAUCAGCUGCUUCCAAACAGCCUGCUGCAAGCCAAACUGCAACAAGUAGCCAACCACCAUGUGCUAGUCAAGGGCCAGAUAUGCCUUCACGCCAGAGCAGCACUAGGCAGAGCAAAAGGAAGGCCACUGAGGAAGUGGCUGCACCUAACCCAAAGAGAAGGGCGCCAACUGGAAGCAGCAGCAGGUCCAACAAUUUCUUCGGAAAUACAAUUAGUGUGCAAAGAAGCUCCAAUGUCAAUGUUAAUGUAUCUACCGGCAAUUCUAGCGCUAGAGCUAGCAGCAGAGUUGUAAAGCACACAAAGAAGUAUGCGGGGUUUCGAAGGCUGCUUGGAUUUCAAUCAUGAAUCAGCUAGCAACAUCGCUGCUUGCCAGAAAUGAAUUAUGUAUUGUGUGAGACAUCUAUGUGUUGUGUGUGAGACCUCAUCUAUGUAUUGUGUGUGAGACAUCUAUGUGUUCUGUUUGAGACAUCUAUAUAUUUUGUUUCAGAUCA